Messenger RNA from Girardinichthys multiradiatus, 2210 nucleotides. RefSeq names its product protein phosphatase 1, regulatory subunit 3Cb (gene ppp1r3cb). Gene Ontology annotation, molecular function: protein phosphatase 1 binding; glycogen binding. The coding region runs from base 143 to 1174 and encodes 343 amino acids. The record is from RefSeq and is a predicted model, not a curated record. Gene Ontology annotation, biological process: regulation of glycogen biosynthetic process. NCBI's taxonomy places the organism in Eukaryota, Metazoa, Chordata, Actinopteri, Cyprinodontiformes, Goodeidae. The transcript has 2 exons. Gene Ontology annotation, cellular component: protein phosphatase type 1 complex.
CCCUGCACUGAGAGGGGAGUGAAGAGAAGGGGGAGUGACUGCAGCAUGUGCUUUUAGAAAAAGCUUCUCUGCAGACCUUAAACAGCAAAGGGACUGAAAAGUUUCUACCGUUUUCUCUUUGGGCUGGCUGGUUCUGUGUUCUAUGAGUGCUGCAAGCGUGCUCACGUCCUUCAGUGCAUCUGCGAUGCCUGGCCCAGUAAUGACAGACGUGGCAAUGAGGUUCUACAUCAGCCACUCUCCACCUCCCCUCCAAAGCUUCAUCAGCUCCUACGGGGACCUGCAGAGGGCCAAGAAUAGGGUCAACCAGUCCAGCACCCGCAGCCGCAGCAGCAACCAGCAGCUCUAUGAACCCCUCCGGCCCUGCCUCAGCAGCCAGCACAGAUCGGCGGGUGAUGGCAGCCAUGUGGGCUGGUCCAAAAAGAAGCCCACCAAGAAGAGAGUGGUGUUCGCUGACACCAAGGGUCUGUCACUUACCGCCAUCCAUGUCUUCUCCAAGUUUGACGACGAGCCGUACCAGAACAAGUCGGUCGAUGGAAUCAUGGAGGAGCUGCAGUUUGAGAUGGCGGACCUGGAAACCGCCACAAUGGAUCUAAAGAUCAGCUCGGUGCGCAGCCUGGCGCUUGACUUCAAACAGCCCUCAACUGACUACCUGGACUUCCGGAACCGCCUGAUUCAGAACUGUGUCUCCUUGGAGAACUGCUCGCUGCAGGAGCACUCGCUGACCGGCACCAUCAAGGUCAGAAACGUUGGUUACGAGAAGUCAGUGCAAGUGCGUGUCACCUAUGACUCAUGGGCCACCUUCACUGAUGUAGACUGCACCUUCCUGAACAAUGUCUACAGCUGCCAGGACACUGACACCUUUGCCUUUGAGCUGGAUCUUCCAGCAUACACCCCACCACAGAACCGAAUUGAGUUCUGCAUCUGCUUCAAGAUCCAGGGCCAGACCUACUGGGACAACAAUGAGGGCAAGAACUACCCUCUGAAACAUGUCAGUUGGAACGGGGUGGCCCACAAAACGUCUACUCCACAGGAGAAUGCCUCAGAGCACAAAACUGAGGGUGGGAAGGUCCAUGAGCUCGAGUUCGAUCAGUUUGGCAGCCCACGCAUGUCCAGUGGACUGUUUCCCGGCUGGCAGAGCUGGGGUCCGAUUGACAACAUGGUGCCUUAUUGGUAAAAGCAUCAGGAUGUUUGCUGAGCUGACCCUGGCAGAUGAUUACAGACUUUCUCUCCAAAGCCAGCUGCAGGUCUGAGCUGGACUGACUCAAAGUAAACUGAAGCGAUCAGCCCAUACUCUUUUUUUAGCACAGAAGAUAUACAAACCAGACAAAAACCCGAGUGUAAUUGGCUCAACUGACCUGCUUUCUGCUGUAACUGGUCACUGGGCCUAAUAAAUUAUUAAACUGGAGGUGGCUGGAGGAGCAGGAGGGAAGAAUAGAUCAUUUUGUAAAAUAUUAAUGUGCCUUCUCUUUGUGCCUGCCCACUAAAAUAAAGACUAAUAGUGCAUAAUAAUAUGAGGACGGUUGGCCCCCUUUUGAGGGCUGGAUGCAUUAGCUAAACAUGCACUGAUUGAGAUGUCCUUCUCAAUGUGACAUCUGUAAGCUGAGCGACACUAAAUCUGAAUUAAUCCUUCAUAUUGAAGGGAAAGCUUUGGGAGUGCAUGACCACAGGAUGCUUCUCUACUACAUAAAACAAAGCACACUGAACCUUCUGCACCUCUCUGUAUAAAGUAGAAAGUAUGUGCACAUGAUUCAGAAUGAAACAGGAGUCAUGCAGCCCUUUCUUUCCCUCCAUGUAAAUUGCACAUGUUUGAGUGGUAAAUAUUUCUGAGUGAUGUAAUUCUGAGGAGAGGAACUGAGCUGGUGUUAAGAUGAUCUGUCACAAUGAAUGACAAUGAAUGUGAUUGGUUCACUAUGAGUGAGGAAGUUUGGAAAUGUGUGAGGUUCUGGUAUGUGCAGAAAGAAGUGAUGUAAAGUCUGAAUGUGCUGUUUCUUUUUGUUGUUUUAAGUACACUUGUUGAUCACAUGUGUACAGAACAUAUGGAUGCAAUGGAAAUGUUUGUUCACUGAAGCUUUUUCUGUUUCUUCUCAGUUUGAAGAAAGGUCUAAGCCAUGUAAUUUUGAGUCUCACUUGAAGGUGUGUGUUGCUGAUGCGCGCCAUGUUGGUUAUUUGUUUCCUUUUUCAAAAUAAAUUUCUAUUUUUGUGCUAACAAA